AUGGACGAAGAGUUUGCCGCCUUGUUUCUCCCCGAACUGCCUUCUCUGCGUUCUACCUCAAACUCCCCGAACGGGCCACAGGAUGACAACGGCCCACUGGAUGAAUCUCAGGCUAUGAGGAUCCAACGUCGCAGCUCUGUCUUAGCUGCUAGCCAGCCAACAGUUCAGAACCAAGGCCAGAGCAACAAACCAAACCAUGCCAAUCAGUCCAUUCACCCAUUCCACCCAAGUAUCGCACAUGUACAGGACUUUGCCGACCAACUGGCCCUCAAUAUGCCACGGCGCUAUUCAGAACUUUCACCGGCAAAUGACGGGUGGAAUUAUCCCCAGGAUUACUACGGAAUUCAACGGCAAAUCCCCCCGUCGCACUAUUCCAAUUUGAUACCGGCAGAAGCUUCGAGGGCGCGGACGUCCGAGGCCCAACAGCAGGAAUCCAAUUCUCCGGCAUAUCGUGGCCAUCAACAGCCGUCGCCAUCAUUGUUUCCGAUGCCGGGAUUUGCUCCGAUAGGAGUGCAGCCGUUCUCACCAGCUCCACCAACUCCAGGAGCAGCUCAGCUCACAGACACGAAGCUGCUAAACGAGCUGUAUGCUUUAGGAAUGGGUAUUUCGCCCGGAAUUCCCAGCCCGCAGUCGUUUUUUGCUCCCGCGACGCAAUCGCCUCGCCAGUAUUCCACCGGGAUGACGCCGUUGUUAUCUGAGGUCUCUGACCAUUCAUCGGAAACCCCACAGAACCAGCCACCCAAAAAACCUCGUAAAGAACAGGAACGCUCCGAUUCGUUGGGAGGACGAGCGGAUGGCUUGGAUCUCUUGAAAUUCAGCAAGUUGCCGGCAGAUCGCCCAUUCACGCUACUCGACAAACAGGGAAACCCUGUGGAGAUGACUUUUAACGGCCACAUUCUUGGCCGGUUUUUUUGGAACGCAAAGAACUGGGACCUCGUGGACCCAGCAGUGGGGCUUUCUACGUGUCCGAUUGCUUGCUAUCGGCGUAAUUCCAUUUUGAUAUGGUGUCUGAUAAACUUUUCAGGAACCGUGCACAGUGUGCGACUUGAAAAGACUAAGACCGAGGAAGAACGUGUCGUUGAGCUUGACACCAUGAGAUUCACGCUCCAUGCAUCAUCAUCUGUUUCGCCGCGCGACUCCGUGGAAGUCAACAUCUUAACUGAUAGGUCGCGAAAGGCCAGUGUUGGCAAGGACGAGGACGACGCUAACGCGGAGGAUUCGCCAGAAUCCAACGUUGCUGACGAAAUCAAAAUGCACACCCAUACUGUUGAAACGGACUUUCACAAAGGUCCUCGCGCUUUUGUUGUUCGCAAAGCUCAAUUUCGCAAGGCCACCCCCAACAACUCCAAGCUCGCGGCUCGGAGUUUCUACUACAUGUUGCUGACUCUUGUAGGAGUCGAUAGGCAUACAAAGCAGCCAGUUCAUCUGUUCACAAUGACGACCAAUCCCAUCACUGUUCGCGGACGUAAUCCGUCCUUUUACACCGAGUACAACGAUAUACUGAUCACGAAAGACCUGGUUCACCAUUUGAAAAUGGAGGUUCCGCUAAUGCUUCAGCAUCUCAAAGACCAGAACAACGAGACCGCCAACAAUAAGCGCAAGGCAGACGAUUCAGUUCCGGUGGUUCACGAGGAACCGGCACAGAAGCAGGCCAAGCCGAUGAGCCGCUCCGCAGAUAUCGUUACCAAAUCGAGACAAUACCAGUACUUUCCGAUUUCAUCAGCUUACUAUUUGCCGCCAGUUCAAGUAUACUACUUCCCUCAUUCAUCGGCUCAUAAUGAGCGUAAGCCGACAUCUUUACCAAUUUUCAAGCGGAGCACGAGCCAAACACAACCGGUUAGUGCAGCCAGCUUGCUCAACACCAUCGGGAAUGGACGGCUGCCACGGAAGAGCUUCAAGUCUCAGGGCUACUUUUCCAGUUCCGAGGGGAGGCAGCGUGUCCCCAACAUGGGUCGUGUGGACGAAGAUGCCAUCGCAGAAGACGAGCCGGAAUCGUCACCGCCAUCGGAGAUCCGCAGUUACAGCGGGAGCCAGUCGAUUACUUAUAAGUAUUUUUUGAAGCCCGAGACAACAACAUGA
This is a messenger RNA of Kuraishia capsulata CBS 1993, 2079 nucleotides long. RefSeq lists its product as uncharacterized. Gene Ontology annotation, molecular function: DNA-binding transcription factor activity; DNA binding. Bases 1 to 2079 code for a protein of 692 amino acids. Lineage: Eukaryota; Fungi; Ascomycota; Pichiomycetes; Pichiales; Pichiaceae. The transcript has a single exon. The record is from RefSeq and is a predicted model, not a curated record. Gene Ontology annotation, biological process: positive regulation of transcription by RNA polymerase II; meiotic cell cycle. Gene Ontology annotation, cellular component: nuclear chromosome.